AAGUGUUCACGGUAACGAAACGCGUACCUCGGCGACCACUUGUGUACAAGAUUGCAGAUUAUGACGAUGAAGAACUGGAAGGAACAUUUUACGAGCAGGAACUUCAGAAAGUCAACAAAUCAGACAGUGACUAUUACAGAAUAGAAAAAGUAAUAAGAUCACGAAUGCGUAAUAAACGUAAAGAGUAUUAUGUAAAAUAGUUGGGUUACCCUCGCAAGUUUAAUUCUUGAGUCCCAGCAGAGAGUGUAAAAGAUCUGAAAUAAAUGUAUCUGAAACCGUCAUAACUUGUGUUCAUUUGUGUUUUGGUCUUCGAUAUGGCAACACAGUUUUAUCUCACGUUGCCGAUUAAUAGUUCUCUGGCUUAUUUUCAAAAUAAUACAGUGGCAAAUUUUCGAGUGAAAUUGGCAGAAGCCAUUGUCUUGCCAGGGCAAUGGGAAGUCGCAUUGACGGAGCUACAUUACCCACAUACGUGGAACACGCUUAAACGUGGAGUGCAACAAACGUUUUUGUAUAAAAAUGGCAGCAGCCCUAUCAAACUGUCGUGCUUAAAGAAACACAAUAUUCUUCGAUUGAGCAACUAACAAAAGCACUCAAUGCCGGCAUGUCAAAAGAAACACAGACGAAAGUGAAGUUUAGUUAUAAUCGCAGUUCUCGCAAAGUUUUGGUUGAUGUAAAACACGGCACAACUGUGUGGUUUCCCGGAGAAUUGGCAACCGUCUUGGGAUUUGACCAGGACACUCUUAUUGAAAAGAAAACUUCGAGUCCCUAUCCUGCAGAUAUCAAUGGUGAAUUUUCCUCCAUGAUGUAUGUCUACACUGAUAUCGUUGAUGCACAGUUUGUCGGCGAUGUAAAAGCGCCUUUACUACGAAUCGUUUAUGUCGAAGGGGAAUAUGGAAACACCGUUCAGGCCAGUUUUCGUAAUUUGCAAUACGUACCGGUCAAAGUAAAUUCUUUUGAGACCAUUGAAGUGAAUAUAAAGAAUGACCAAAACGAAAACGUCUCAUUUGAGUUCGGGAAGUCAAUCGAAACACUUCACAUUAGACAGAAGAGAUCUCA
Paramuricea clavata is the source of this 1056-nucleotide messenger RNA. NCBI's taxonomy places the organism in Eukaryota, Metazoa, Cnidaria, Anthozoa, Malacalcyonacea, Plexauridae. The record is from the annotation of a GenBank genome assembly.